GUCUGACCUUGAUCAUCUUGUCAUCCAACACGAGGCCACGUCUUCAUACGCGGUCGACCAACAUUGCAUGUCCAUGGAGGCAGAUGGGGUGUACAAGCUGGCUAUCCUUGGAGGUGGUCCUGCUGGCAUUGGUAUCCUCGUCCGCGCCGCACGGCUCGGCCUCCUGCCACAGCUCCUACAACCUCCCGACAAUGCUACGCGAGGUGUGGCGCUUAUCCACGGCGGACCUGUGGAGACGCUUGGCGUGGGCAACCUCGGCGACUACAUCAUCAACUCGAACACGUAUGCCAAGAGUUUGGUCACGAGUAUAUUGGAGGAAAAGCCAGAACUCGACCCACCAGAGUCGGUGCAAGGCACGUUUCUCGCGAACCUGGCGACGCAUGCCACAGCCACACGUCUCAUGGAUGCCGGGAAUACUACUAUUGCACUGGCAGAGCUCGGCAAGUUUCUAGGAGCGGUCGGCCAAGAGGCUCGUUUGGAAAUGCUCAAGUACACGGCGUCGUCCACUUGCUACGUCAACACGACCGCGUUGCGCGUCGAACGCAUCGUCGCGACAGCUCCUUCCGUCGACGGAUCAUCGGUGGAGCCAAAAACUUCCCAUGUUUGCAAGAUCACGAUUCAACCCGCGGGGGGCACUGCCACGUGCAUCUUUGCUGAGAGCGUGGUCCUGGCGAUGGGCGGAAAGCAAAGCUUGCCCACGACCGACUUGAGUGCGUCGCAGUUGGCCAAAACGUGGCUAAGCGAUGCCGUGCUUCGCGAGCCUGGUCGGGGGAUGCUGGCGAGCGCGCUGGCCGCGGCCCCGCAGAAGAAGGUGUGCAUAGUCGGCGGGUCACACAGUGCGUUCUCGGUGGCGUGGACGUUGCUUCAGAAACCCACCCAAAAAGACAAGACGAUAUCAUUUGCAGCCAAAGACAUAACGAUCCUCCACCGCGCGCCCGUUCGAUGUUACUACGCAACCAAGAAAGAGGCCGAGGCCGACGGCGUCGUCGUCGACAAACUUGACAAGUGCGGCAGUGUCAACACGUUUACUGGCCUCCGCGAAGACGCCAAGGCGCUCUUUCAAGCCAUUGAAGCUGGCAAAGAGACCCGCGUGCGGCUCUUCCACGUGAGAAAGCAAAGCGCGCCGGUGCAAACGCAGGCGCUGGACGCAGCCACAGCCAUCGUGUGGUGUUGUGGCUAUGGCACCAACAUGAUACCCUUGGUCCAUGGAGAUGGCACGCCGUUGGAAGUGAGCCACAGCCGCGGCGGGGCGGUCGAAAUCGACUUGCACGGGCGGCUCGUGCGCGCAGAGACCCAUGCGCCCAUCGACUACCUCUUUGGCAUUGGUGUUGGGUUCAGUUUGCGAGCCGCGUUUGACGAAAUGCGCACGGAAACCAGAGCCGACGGAGUGACCGUGUACCAUCGGCGGGGGGCCACGUUGAUCCUUGCCUCUGUGUUUGGCACCGUACCGGUCUACGGGCACGACUGCGUCACGUUUGAGCAAAUGGUGGAAAAGUGUGAACGGAGACGCAAAAAGGACGACAAGACUGUCACGUCCCCCAGCGCAGCGUCGCAUCAUCGGGAUGCCGCUUCACUCCAACGGUUGGCCACCGCCAAACAAAUUUCAUUGGACCGCACCACGCCACCAUCCCCCGCUGCCCCUGCCCAAACCUCCCCCGCACCCCCGUCCAAGCUCAAAGUGCCCGUGUCCACUGCAUCCACAACUUGUCAUGGUGCCACGAUUGUGGUGACGGUGCCACUGAUUGUAGCCCCCGGUACUGUCAAGAAGGGAGCUACGGGAAACGGCCUCAGCGCCACCAAGAGCAAGCACAUCACUUCGUCCCCUUCGCGACAGACGAGCCUGACGCGACGCAGCAGCUUUGGAGAAGUGCGACGGCACACGAGCCAUUCAAAUCUGAGAAUAGACCCAACUGCUGCCCCUUUCUCGUCAUCAGUGCCCCAAGCCCCAACGACGCCAUCGAAAGAUGGGAGCAUCGUGGUGUCGGCGCGGAGCUGUGGCAAACCUGCCGCUCGGUCUGUGGCCGGCGGAGCUAAGGAUGCCAUUCAAAGCAUCCGAUCGGGUACAGGCCAAAACUAGCAGUAGGACGUACGGUGGGCUUGACCGCGGUUGUUAUGGUUGGUAGUGCGCCGCACUCCACGCAAUCAAGAUGAGUCACCUCCCGUGGUCAAUGUAGAACCAGCACCUCCAGUGGCAGCCGUGCCUUGAUAGUAGCGCUUCGAUAUCACGACUUAUAACAUCGUGUAUGUAUUCACGUCGUCGAUGCAAUAGUACCUAGUAUAAUAAUGGUAUUGACAUUUGCACGAGAAGUUUCUCGUAGAAAA
Molecule: messenger RNA, 2322 nt
Organism: Aphanomyces astaci
Lineage: Eukaryota; Oomycota; Saprolegniomycetes; Saprolegniales; Verrucalvaceae
Exons: 5
Coding region: 68-2077 (669 amino acids)
Source: RefSeq, a predicted model, not a curated record